Molecule: messenger RNA, 441 nt
Organism: Galdieria sulphuraria
Lineage: Eukaryota; Rhodophyta; Bangiophyceae; Galdieriales; Galdieriaceae
Exons: 3
Coding region: 39-359 (106 amino acids)
Source: RefSeq, a predicted model, not a curated record
GAUGGGCAAAAGGGUUGAGAUACGCAUUCCCAUUUCUCAUGUGUGUGGUUCAACACUAUGUUGACUCUAAAGGAGUUUCCUAUUAUGGGUUUGAAGCCUGGUGGAAGUGGGUUGCCGAUGGUUGUCCACCACGUCCUUCAAAAGAAGAAGUAACCAAAAGGACACGUCAGUCCGGUCAGUUUGUUCGAAAGGAGCAAACGAAUUCUCAAGACCUUUCUUCUUGGAGAUCCAUGGGAGAAACUUAUUAUCCUGACCGAAAGAGCCAAGAAACAUUGGACGCUGAAGAACUUCGAGAAAGGAAAAGUUUGAAUAAAUCCAGUACGGAGAGAGAAAAAGGCAGUGUUGCAACUCAUUCUUAGAUAGUUGUUGAUACUUGGAAAACGAGUGAUAGUGAGUAGCUACAUAAAGGUAGAAUAACAUAGUCUAAAAAAUUGCUCCUUG